AUGCUCCGGAUCCGGCCGUGGCGGGGCGUCCUACAGCCGCGGUCCGGGGGGACGGCUUUGACAGCCUCUGGUGGGCGACGGGAGCCAGGCCCGCCCGCGCCCCCACAGCUCCUCCCGCAGGACCACAGUCCGGUCGGCUGCUCCCGGCCCCCUGCGACAGCCCCGCUCCCCGAGGAGAGCGGCUCCCGCUCGGAAGCCCCCGCGAGCGGGAGGGCCCGUGACAAGCGGCCGGAAGUGACGUACGCGCGAGCCCCGCGGUUCCGCUCCCGUCGCCCUGGAAACCGAGCCCCGCCUACUGUCGCUAGCGCGUCGGCCGCUGCCGGGUCCUGGCGCGGGUCGGCGCGCCGCGGGCGGAAGGGGACCCGAGGCCUUCCGUGGGGGCACGCGGUUAUUCCGCCCGGAGUACGCGGGCCCCGGCGCCCGGGGGGAGCCUCGGACAGCCCGCCCGCCGGGAGCCGCGGCUCUGCCCCAGGGCCUGAGCUCUCCGUGCGCUACCCCCGCUCAGGGCCCCGCGCUCUCCUGUCGGAACACCGGCUCCUCGUCCGCGGAGAGCCGGUCCGCGGGAACCCCUGCUGGGGCACUGCCGUCGCGGAGAACCCGCACGGGCGGUGGAAGGACUCCCGUCGUCCUCGCCAGCGACCUCCAUUUUUCCCAGAUCUGUGCUGUCUUCUCCGGAGGGACGGAGAGGUGCAUGCAACAGCCUCUCGCCGUGCUCUGCCUCCAGUGCUGCCCCGCUACAGUCCGCUCUCGCGCAGCACCUCCAGCACUCCCGCUCACCUCGCCUCAGCCGCACUGCGUGCCACACCCGCCCCCAAGCAAGGGCGCUGUUACGCAGGGCUGGAACGCCGCCCCCGAGAGCCAAACCCGAGCCGAGCUGAGGACGCCCACCCACUGGGCCACCGCGGGCUCCCGGCGCACCCGGAUCUUACUCACUACCUCCAGCCCUCCGACGGUCCGGGGCUGCGCACGGCCGGCGACCGGAGGGAUCCCGGGCAGCCCUCCCCCGUGCCCUCUUCCGACCGCUUCCCUUAG
Molecule: messenger RNA, 1032 nt
Organism: Enhydra lutris kenyoni (northern sea otter)
Lineage: Eukaryota; Metazoa; Chordata; Mammalia; Carnivora; Mustelidae
Product: serine/arginine repetitive matrix protein 3-like
Exons: 3
Coding region: 1-1032 (343 amino acids)
Source: RefSeq, a predicted model, not a curated record